AUGGAAAGGCAAUUUGAAACCUCGGCUUUGAAGACCCCUUUUCACGGUCCCCGCCUUCACGACCGCACACCAGGCCCGGCCGGUUGCCGAGCAACGGCAGGCCGUGUCCCGCAGAGGGAGCUGACCCCCGGCUGCGGGGUUAGUGCGUGUUCACGUCACCACGUCGGUGGAGAGGACGGGGGGGAGCGGAUGCUGGGGGGAGCGGAUGUCGGCGGGUCGCGGCCGACGAUGAGCCGGACGGGCGGCGGCGGCGCCGGGCUCCUCCUCUGUGGCCUCACUCACUGUGUGCUCGGUGGUCUGCUGGCCCUUGGAAAUGUGAGCUUGACUUCUAAGAACUUCAGCCUUCUUUUGACCUGGGUACCUGAAGAACGUUCUCCUGAAAUCUUGUACUUAACAAAGAUAAAGCCCUCUGAUGUUUGGCUUUCUUUCCCUAACUGCACCAAUCUGUCUGGAGAAGGCUGUGAUGUUACAUGCACUAUUGAAGACUGCUAUAGAAAUUAUCAAGCCAAAGUUGGACGCAUUGUGCCUGGGCAUCCCACUGCUUGGAGCCUGUCCAGACAGUUUUAUCCGUUUUUUGAUUUGGAGCUAGGUGCACCUCAACUGCAAGUAGUUUUGAAAGAAAAAUCCGUACUCGUGCUGCUUAAAAUUAAAUUAGCAGCGUGCAAAGAAAAGGUGUUGAAAGCGUGUCUGAUUGAUAACUUGAGCUACGAAGUGGAAUUCUGGAAUGCAGAUGAACGUGUCAAACGACCAAUUAAACAAAGCUCAACUGAGAACAAAAUAGAAAUUAAAAAAGAUCGCUUGCGUGGCAGUAAUAAUUGUGUAUCUGCAAGAUCUGUUUACAAGAGUACAAUGAAACAGAGCAAUUUCUCUGAACCGGUUUGUUUCAAUCUUAAGGCCAAAGGACACCAGACUGCUAUGAUUUUUGCCAUCCUGGUCUCUUUGCUGGGAAUGUUCAUUCUGAUACCCAUAAUUGUGGUCAAAGUGAAAAAAAAAACAUCAGGACUGAAGAUCCCAGAAGCCUUGGAUUUCACAAAGAACAUAACUUUUACCCAGAUGGAAGAUUACCAGCCAGUUGAAUGCAGUUUGCUAUAUGUUAUUCACUGUAACAAAAAUGAAGAAAUGAAUGAAGAAAAAACUGUCCUCGAAAGAAAUAUUCGGCAGGAAAAUAUCAAAACCAGUGUUUUGGGUGAUCUGGACUGUUCAAGUGAGAGUGAUGAGGAAAAUGAAUGUUCCGAUUACACUGAGAAUCACUGGAUUCCUGAUGGAAUGAUCUUUGACGAAGAUGAAACACUUGAUGAUGAUUUCCAUCAGACAUCUAAUACAGAACCAUAUCAAAAAGCAAAUUGCUCUUUCACUUCUAGUCACAUUGCUAUUGACAUCCAGAGUCAAGACUCUGAUUGCUCUAGUCAUCAAGCACUUCAGACUAAAUUAUAUGCUGGUGAUGCCAGUUCUUCCAGUGUUACUUCAGUGGUGCUUAACAGCCAAAACUACAGUGACAGUAUUGGUCUGCUUGAGGAUGGUGAUAACAGCAACAAUGGUGAUAUUCCCUUAACAUCUGUGAAGUUACUCAUUUGUAAUGGGGAGUAUGAUGAUGGUACUGAUCUGUUACCUUAUAACCCAUCAGUACUUGAUCAUGAUUUGAACUUUCAAGACAAUGUAGCCUUUGAGCUUGUGUCCAACCCUACUUGCCUUUGUGAAGUGUAGGGAAACAGGCAAACGGGUUCCUAAUAUAUUUUGUAAAUUUACAAGAAAGAUACCAGGAGUUUGGAACCCCCUACAAAGCUCAAGUAUGGACAGUUUUCAUUGUAAAUUUGUAAUUAAUAGUACCUUAUUACUCAGAAGUAUUGAGAGAAGGUGAGUAGUGACUACAUGGUGUUGGCUUGCAUCAGCCAUGAUGUUGAACGGUGGAACAGGCUCAGGGUGUUACUGCCCCUGCUAUCCUGUUGAGUGUAUUAAUCAGUGUAUUGUCGGCACUAUUCAGUAAUUAUAAAGUUGCCAGUUCACAUUGAAGCUUAACGAAAGUUAGUAUUUUAAAAUUAUUUCAAUAGUCCAGACAUACAAGUAUUACACUAUUUUUUUAAAACUUUUUUAAAUAUUAAAGAACAUUUCUAGAAAAUCUGGUCAUUAUGUUAUUAUUAAUAAAUGUGGAUUCCCUAAA
Molecule: messenger RNA, 2158 nt
Organism: Pristis pectinata (smalltooth sawfish)
Lineage: Eukaryota; Metazoa; Chordata; Chondrichthyes; Rhinopristiformes; Pristidae
Exons: 8
Coding region: 1-1704 (567 amino acids)
Molecular function (GO): protein binding
Source: RefSeq, a predicted model, not a curated record